AUGCCUGAAGAUUUUACCUCCCAAAGCGCAAUAUUUGGUGGCGCUAUCACCAGUACUUUCCCCCUCCGUUUCCAGGAUGUGAGUACUAUUCGUCAAGUUCCUGAUCAUCAGGAGGUAUUUGUGGACCCCACACGCGACGAGAGCUUGAUAUUUGAACUGCUGGACUUGAAGGCUGACGUUCCGGAUCAGGGCAGUGCGACUUGGUUUCUUCAAGAUCUUGCCAAUGAACAAGAUGCCGAGGGAACUAUGGUACUUGAGCAAUCAGGGGUACUCCUGGCUGAUGGGUUGCAAUACAGAAACAUACCUGCUGUUGUUACAACUGCUACUGGGCAAAUGGGCAUAUCCAAGGGAAGACAAGGAAGGGAAGCGCAAAAUAUCGUGAAGGUCUAUUUGGCUAAUUUGCGUCUCAAGGACGUUGGGACAGAUGUUCUGAUCACUGCAUAUGAGCCUAUGUUGAUAAAUCCUUUGAGCGAAAGUGCAAGCACGGUUGGGGCUGGUUUGGCUGUACCUGCUGCACAAUCUGGAUGUAUGCCAAUGGCUGAAGUGUUCAAACUUGCUGUUUCUAGUUUCAAGACCAGUUUUCUCUUCGAGUUAAAUUUGUUUACUUGGCCGAGGAAAAUAUGUUGCUUGGAUUUGGGCCCUUGA
Molecule: messenger RNA, 645 nt
Organism: Fraxinus pennsylvanica
Lineage: Eukaryota; Viridiplantae; Streptophyta; Magnoliopsida; Lamiales; Oleaceae
Source: the annotation of a GenBank genome assembly